Emericellopsis atlantica is the source of this 1017-nucleotide messenger RNA. RefSeq names its product epoxide hydrolase. The record is from RefSeq and is a predicted model, not a curated record. Lineage: Eukaryota; Fungi; Ascomycota; Sordariomycetes; Hypocreales; Bionectriaceae. Gene Ontology annotation, molecular function: hydrolase activity. The transcript has a single exon. The coding region runs from base 1 to 1017 and encodes 338 amino acids.
AUGAUAUCCUGCGACGCAUUUCACGCGGACAAAGACUCUUUCGAUCUCGGCUUUGAGCACACCCGAAACUACGAACAGAUCGGCUGUAACACAUAUCACUACCUCCUUUCGAAACCGUCCGGUACACCGAAGGGCACAGUCGUGCUAUUGCAUGGCUUUCCUGACUUAUCAUUUGGUUGGCGAUACCAGAUCCCCUACUUGACAUCCAUUGGGUAUCAGGUUGUUGCUCCCGACAUGCUUGGGUAUGGCCGAACCAACGCGCCUCUGAGCUUGGGCAAGUACUCGCUACGAAGCAUGUCUGAUGACCUCGUUGAGUUAAUCCAGCGCGUUGCACCCAACGAGCAGGUCAUUCUGGGCGGUCACGAUUGGGGUGGUGCCAUGGUCUACCGCGUCGCUCUGUGGCAUCCAGACGUUUUCAAGGGGAUCUUCAGCGUCUGCACACCAUACUUCCCACCCGUCACGGAAUACGUCGACCUUGGGGAUCAGAUUGCGGCCGGGAUAACGCCCACCUUCGGGUACCAACUGCAGCUGCGCAAGCCGUGGACCGAUCUCCGACUCCAAGGCGCGACCAAGAUACGGCAGAUGCUGACUGCGCUUUAUGGUGGUCGAACACCCGAAGGUGAAAUGGGAUUUGACUCAUAUACCGGGCUCAUCUGGGACAAUUUGCCGGAUCUUGGGCCUUCACCACUGGUACCAGAGCAAAUCAUGGAGUACUAUGUUGACGAAUACCUCGAAAACACGGUCCGCGGUCCCCUCAACUGGUAUCGGACAGCAAAGAUCAAUUUCUACGAAGAACUUUCUCUGGCGCGAUCCGGGGAAUUCAAUUUCACAAUGCCGGGUUUGUACAUCGGGGCGACCCAGGAUACGGCACUGCCACCAGAGAUGUCGGUUGGUAUGGAGGACUACUUUGAACAAGGCCUCACUCGCGGCGAAGUGGUGUCGUCCCAUUGGGCGCUGUGGCAGGCUGCUCAGAACGUGAGCCAGAUCAUCGGCGACUGGGCAUCGACUCUGCAAUAG